AUGGGUGUCCUCCAGAAUCUGUCGGGUGCUCGGGGUUCAAUGGAGCUGAGCAUUGAUGCCUCCAGCCUCGUAUGGAUUUCACUUGCAGGUGUCAUCUUCCUGCCUGUGAUAUUCAUCCUUGUUGACUAUCUCCGGGUCCUACGCCUUCGCCAGAAGCUGCCUCCUGGCCCGUUCCCCCUGCCGCUCGUUGGCAACUUCUUCCAGAUCCCCAAAGUGAAGCCGUGGAUCGACUUCGAGAAGUGGUCAGAGUACUACAAGGACCCCAUGAUCACCAUCUGGCAGGGCCACCGGCCGACCAUCAUGUGUAACGACAUCUGGACCAUCUCCGAUUUACUCGACAAGAGGGCAAACAUUUACUCUUCCCGGCCGCAUAUGAUCGCCAUGGGUGACAUGAUUAAUGCCACGGAGAGCAACCAGGUGUGUCUCGUGUAUGGGGACAAAUGGCGCCUUCAUCGUCGCCUCAUGCACUCCGCGACUGGCUCACAAGCCAUCAGGCCAUGGCGCGCCAUUCAAGCCAAUGAAUCCAAGGUUCUGGUUCGCGAUCUAUUAGACAAACCAGACGACUUUGUCAUGAGCAUCGAGAGGUACUCGUGCUCGAUCGUCUCCAUCAUCGGCUGGGGUCGCCGCAUCGACAAGAUCAACGACUACGUGGCCCAAAUGGCGCUCAAGGCCAUGGAGGGAGUCGACCUCAUCAUCCCCGGCCUGUUCAUCGUCGAGUCGAUCCCGUUCCUGGCCAACCUACCCAAGUGGCUCAACUGGAUCUACCCGAUGCCGCGCCAGACCCUCACCUUCGCAAAGCAUCUGCAAAGGCAAAUUAGACAAACUCCGUCAUGGUACUUCGUUGCACUGUCCAAAGAAGGCGCCCGGGCCCCCGAAGACAACUUUGCCAAACGCCUCUUCCGUGAGCAAGAGCAGAGCCACAUUGCCGACGAGGAGAUAUCCAGCCUCACCUCCAACCUCAUCGGCGGCGGAGUCGACACGACCAGCGGGACCAUCAUCUCGUUCAUUCUGGCCAUGUGCGUCUUUCCAGAGAAGAUGAAGAAGGCCCAAGAAGAGCUGGAUCGAGUGGUGGGCCAGGACCGCGUUCCAGAGUGGACGGACGAGCCAUCGCUGCCGUACGUCAAAGCCGUCGUCAACGAGACACUGCGGUGGCGGACCGUCACCAUCCUGGGCGGGAUCCCGCACGCCCCGAUCCAAGACGACGAGUACCGCGGCUACAUCAUCCCCAAGGGCACACCCAUCACCGGCAACGUGUGGGCCAUCCAUCGACAUCCCCGGGAGUUCCCUGAGCCCGACAACUUCCGGCCAGAGCGUUUCUUGGGCGGGCUCGAGCGCCCGUACCCCAACAAGCAGGGCCACAAUGCCUUUGGCUGGGGUCGGCGACAGUGCAGUGGCCAGCCGCUGGCCGAGCAGGGCCUGUUCAUGACGAUUGCGACGCUGCUGUGGGCGUUUGACUUUAAGCCGGGGCUGGACGAGAAGGGCCAGGAAGUCAAACUGGACAUCUUCGCCUACACCAAGAGCGAGAACAUGCGGCCGGAGCCCUUCAAGGCCCGCUUCAUCCCCCGCUCCCCGGCCAUUGAGAGGAUCAUCCGCUCCGAGGCGGCACGGGCACGCAAGGAGCUGUGUGCGUAUGACGGCGAGACCAGGUUGACGAUGGAGAACGUGCCUUAA
This is a messenger RNA of Fonsecaea erecta, 1671 nucleotides long. RefSeq lists its product as hypothetical. The record is from RefSeq and is a predicted model, not a curated record. Lineage: Eukaryota; Fungi; Ascomycota; Eurotiomycetes; Chaetothyriales; Herpotrichiellaceae. Gene Ontology annotation, molecular function: iron ion binding; monooxygenase activity; oxidoreductase activity, acting on paired donors, with incorporation or reduction of molecular oxygen. The coding region runs from base 1 to 1671 and encodes 556 amino acids. The transcript is spliced from 4 exons.